UUUAUAUUUUUCAGUCGACGUCAAAUCUUGUCGCAACUUACACAAAAAAUCAAUAAAAGGAGAUAUCGAGACUAUUGUUAAAUUACGUGAAGUGACCAACGGUUAUCUAAAAAUGUUGAUGAAACGGAAUAUACUUGAAAGUAUUACGAUUGUUUCGUGUAGUACCACUAUAAUUUGCACAUUACUUAACUAUGCAACUAAUAUUUCGCCACUAACCGGUUGGUGGUUCAUAAUUUACACUCUUUUCUUAUUUAUAUUCUCAGUAAUAUUGAGUUUUAAAUGUAUCCAAUGGCUCUUACAUUUAAAUAAGCCCAUUAAAUACGAUCUAGAAAAUAUUGUGGAGAAAUAUCCCUUCGCGCACUUGAUUACGAAUAUUUUGCCGAAAAUCCCAAAGAAAUUGAAACCCACAGAGCAGAAGGAGUAUGAUACAAACGAAAUAAGUGUUAUCACAACUGUACUUGAAAGAAAGUUAGUGUCAUCAUGGUACAUCCAUUAUAUUUCACAGGAAAUAAGUUUCCCAUUUGCUUGCAAACAAUUACUGGAUCAAAUGGUCAGCAAAGCUUUCCAGAUAUGUAACAAGAUUGAAACCAAAGAUGUAUAUGUACACAUUUGUGCGGUUUUAGUAAGCCAUAUAAAGGAAUACAGAAAAGCUAUAAAAAGGCAGGAAAAGACACCAUCUGAAAGCAUUGAUACUUUGUAUAAAAAGUCACAUCCCAUCUUUGACAAUAAGUGUAGAAAAACCAUGACUGCAGAUCACUGUAUUAACAUAAUAAGAAUAAUUUUAAAAGAACUGGUUCCUUGGGAGUUGUGGGACACACCAAACUCUGAACUCCUAAUAAGAAUAUUAGCCAAGAAACUUGAUACAUUCAUUGAUACUACAAUAGCUGACCCAGUCUGGUUGAAUAAUAAAAUAUAUGUGCUUUUGACUAGUUCUACCAAUGUUAAAUCUACUCAUGAAAAUACAGAUGAGCUAACAAAACCUGAAUGCUCAAAUGACACCAAAGAUGUAAAUGAUACAGAAACUAAAGUUGAGAAACCAGAAGAAGUCAAUAAUGAGCCAAAAACAAUUGAAAGUGUCAUAGAACCUGUAAAGAAAGAGGAAAUAAAAAAUGAUAGGUGUGUAGAGGCAAAAGAGGUAUUGCCUCUUUCAGAGCCGGUGGAGAUAAAGCCCGUUCUCAGGCAGAGACGGGGCAGACAGGGCAGAAAUGAAGUUAAAAUAUAUGAUAGAAUCAUCGAGGGUAGCGUCAAAACCUGGGAAACAGACAUGGACCUCCAAUGCAUCAGUAUGGGCCAGGAUCUAUUGGCCAGUCUGGACGAGCUGACUCUCAGUCGCUUGUGGGGACAUGAAGAUACUGAACAUAGCCCUAAUCUACGAGCGGCGUCACCACAGCCACUGUGGUUUGGUGAAGAAGACGCAAUAGAACUAGAUGCAGAGCCACAUAAAGAAACGAAAAGCAGUCCUAAAGCAACGGAUGCUCUACUAAAAGACCUCCAAACUACAGUAAUUCAAGCCAAGACGAAGAUUGGAGACCUACAGGUCCCGUUGCACGUAGAUGUCAAGCCCAGUGAUGAAGCAGCUGGCAUGAUGGAAGGUCUCUUGGACAAAGGGAUUGCUGGUAUUAGAAAAGGUCUGCGCUUCACAGGACUUAGCGAUGACUCAAUGGACAAAUCGCCAACACACAACAGCAGAGACAAGCACGACAGAACGUCCCCGCCGGAGACAUACAAACAGAAGGCCAGACUUGACAUGAUCACUGAGCAUAGAGAUAUUAAGGAGGUCAACUCAACACAUAAAGAUGACGGUAACUCGGUACCACCGCUCGUGAAACAGCAACGAGUGACGUCACAAGACAGUACGAUGCAAAGUAAGCCCAAGCUAGAGCAGCAGCCAUUCAGUCUGUCUGACUCCCCGGAGCCCCAGUACGAGGAGACCGCUGAUUUAUCGCACACUAUCGCUAAGUUACGGUCUUUGCUUAAUGAGACCACGCCCAGGAACGAAGACAUCUGGUGGGAGAGUGCAGAGGAGACGCGGGGGAGGACACAGCUCCUCCCCUCCUCUUCCCCCAGGAAUGUGGACACCGCUACACUUGCUGACGAAUACGACAUGAGCUUGGAGAGGAAUGCGUCUCCGGGACAGAACUCCAACAUGCAGCGACUUGACAGGUUAUUCCAACGCACAGUGACGGGUGUAUUCAACUCGAUCAAAACAGCAGUGGGGGCGGAGGGCGAGGGCGAAGGCGCGGAGUGCGGGGGCGAAGGCCGGUGGCACUAUGUGUGCACGAGUAUGGAGAUUAGCGUGGGCGGUGCGGUAGCGCGGCUGGUGGGGUCGCGGCGUGCGCUCGCGCACGUGGACGCGGCGCUCGACUCGCUGCAACACCUGCCCACUGCCACCAACACACAACACGCUAGUGCAGAGGAUUUUGAGGAAUGGUGUGCAACAGAAGGAGCUCGUUGGUGUGCGUCGUUCGAGCUGGUGUGUGCGUUGGGGCUGGCCCCGCAACACGUCACCUUCCGACUGGCUUCACUGCUACUGGCUGACAUAGCGGAAACGCUAAUAACUGGUUGGCUUGAAGAAUUAACAGCGUGGGUGCGGAAGCAAGUGUUCGACGUGUUUGAGAGUAUGUCUGAGGAGAGAACCGAACCCGCGACCGGCGAGGUGCUGCGGGAACUGGAUGUGGAUGAAACUGUACGGGUUAUUAUGGAGAAAAUGCCGGAAACGUAUAUAUUCGGCGAAGAAUCAUUGAGACAAGCCGUGAAGUUGUUACUGACGAGUUUCAGCAACAAAAAUAUAAACAAAGACGUCACGUUUCGAACGCUCGAUGUGUUUGCGGCGCAUUUUAAGAAGUCUGCGGGAUUGAGGAACCCUUCGUUUGAUAAUAAUUAAUUAUAUUUUUUGGUUUUUAUGGCAUUCAAAUGCUUUAUAAAUAUAAAUUUAUA
This is a messenger RNA of Colias croceus (clouded yellow), 2937 nucleotides long. RefSeq lists its product as uncharacterized. The transcript has 16 exons. The record is from RefSeq and is a predicted model, not a curated record. Bases 113 to 2884 code for a protein of 923 amino acids. NCBI's taxonomy places the organism in Eukaryota, Metazoa, Arthropoda, Insecta, Lepidoptera, Pieridae.